Messenger RNA from Blepharisma stoltei, 213 nucleotides. NCBI's taxonomy places the organism in Eukaryota, Ciliophora, Heterotrichea, Heterotrichida, Blepharismidae. The record is from the annotation of a GenBank genome assembly.
AUGCAAUUAAGCCAUAUUUACUACUUUCUAAACUCGAGGAUAUUCUAUAAGCUUAAAAUCAGGAAUUCUAAAUUUUUAUUUCCUAUCUAUUUUAAAUAUCUUAACCAACCUGUAUAUUGGAAAAUCUUGAAAUAUAUUAAAAAAUUGAUGAUAAGAGCUAAUAAUCUAAGAUUUCCUAAGCAUGAAAAGACAAGAUUAUUGAUAGAAAAAUAA